AUGCAAAUAAGUCUGAACCGAGGUGGAGUGCCAUCAGCGCGAAAGGAAGUGAUUCGGCACAAAAUUCGUGCCAUAGGAAAAAUGGCUCGCGCAUUUUCUGUACUGAGGGAAGAAAGCGAGACGGUAUUGGCGCUUAAAGGCCUCACACCUACUGGAACUCUACCGCUGGGUAUACUGAACGAAGGUAGACGUGGAGUACAGGAGGGCAAAGCACUACGUUGGGAUCGUAUUCUUGUUUCUAUUCUGCUAACCCAUUGUGAGCUUACCGGUUUCCUUGGGGUGUGCUGCGCUGUUCUCUCUGGUGUGCUUCAACAUGACACAAUACACGAGAGUGAAGCGGUGCUGCAACUGAAGGGUCUAACUCCUGGAGGCAAACUGCCACAAGGUGUUCUGUCCGGAGGGAAAUCUGCGCUUAUCAAAUCUCUGUCAGGUGUACAACCCGGUCAUCGUAUUCAAUCGUUUGCCGAAGCGAAACGACUCGAUCAGAUGAACGAACGUAUGCCGCCGUCGAUGGUGUCGCCCGGUCAGUCGCCGUCGUCGUCGCCGCAACCGCGUACACGCAACGGACCGGAUGCGUAG
This is a messenger RNA of Angiostrongylus costaricensis, 579 nucleotides long. NCBI's taxonomy places the organism in Eukaryota, Metazoa, Nematoda, Chromadorea, Rhabditida, Metastrongylidae. The record is from the annotation of a GenBank genome assembly.